Molecule: messenger RNA, 904 nt
Organism: Neltuma alba
Lineage: Eukaryota; Viridiplantae; Streptophyta; Magnoliopsida; Fabales; Fabaceae
Product: probable ubiquitin-conjugating enzyme E2 C
Exons: 6
Coding region: 30-608 (192 amino acids)
Source: RefSeq, a predicted model, not a curated record
UCGUCUUGAUCUUGAAUUCGAUCGCUGCCAUGGAGGUCCCGUCCAACUCCAGCUCCGACUACUUGUCGAUCCCGCAGCAGCAGCAUCGUCACCAUCACGCGCCCGAACAUCCAUCUAACCCACCAUCUGCUUCUCCUCACCCUGUGGACACCACCUCUGUUUCCCAGAGACUGCAGAAGGAGUUGAUGUCACUCAUGAUGAGCGGUGGAGAUCUUGGAGUAUCAGCUUUUCCUGAUGGUGAGAGCAUUUUUACAUGGAUUGGCACGAUUGAAGGUGGAAAAGGAACUAUAUAUGAGGGUUUAUCGUAUAAACUCUCCUUACGGUUUCCCCUGGACUAUCCUUUUAAGCCGCCCCAAGUAAAGUUUGAGACCAUGUGCUUUCAUCCAAAUGUUGACCAGUUUGGCAACAUUUGCCUUGACAUUCUUCAGGACAAAUGGUCUUCAGCUUAUGAUUGUAGAACUAUUCUUCUGUCAAUUCAAAGUUUAUUAGGAGAGCCUAACCCAGAGAGCCCUUUAAACAGCUAUGCCGCGACGCUUUGGAACAAUAAAGAAGAUUACAGGAGAAUGGUGCAUAAACAAUAUUUUGCCGGAGAAUCACUUGAAAGUUGACGGAUACAAUUUGAGUUGGACAGAUCACCUUACUUUUCCACACGACAGUUGUAAAGCUCUGAAGUGAAAUUCUUAAGGCCGGAAAUUUGGCGAUUUUUUAUGUUGUGCUGCUAUGUUUAGCAGAGAUUACAAGGAUCAGAAGUUCUCUGAUAAAAUGACUUGAUAUUUGUGUAUAAAAUUUGUAAAACUUUUUCUGCCCAAAGUGCCUCUAGAUGUAUACUUCUGGUGCAUAAUCUUUUUUUUAUCUUUUUAAGAGAGAUGCUCAGUCUUCAUCAAAAAAGAGGGAAAAUUGUAUA